This is a messenger RNA of Maylandia zebra (zebra mbuna), 2365 nucleotides long. Lineage: Eukaryota; Metazoa; Chordata; Actinopteri; Cichliformes; Cichlidae. The record is from RefSeq and is a predicted model, not a curated record.
UGAAUCCGCUAACGCGGUUGCGGAAACGUGGAGGCAGUUUUUUUAAAAAGAGAUAAAGAGAUACUAUUGUACUUUGUGACUUGUCACAAUUAUUCGCAAUUCUGAACUCUGAUUACAACUCCUUCGUCAUUUUGGGGGGAAGUGGGACACCAUGUAGUUCUAUAGGGAAUGAGCUACACAGGCUCGGAGGUGAACUCGAGUAACUUGGCUCUACAGGCCACGAUCACGAUUUACCACCACUAAACAGCCUGAAGGAAGUGAGCCAAACAGACCACAACAGGAAAUACUCUGCAGUAAUGGAUAAAGAGCAACAAGCUCCAGUUGAUUCUAUGGAAACAGAAGAUGAAAAUCCAACUGCUCCACUUAUUCAAGCAAAUAUUUCUGACUAUAUAAGCUGGAUAAAUGAAUAUGGUCAGAAGAAUAAGAUCAUCAUAAAGCCUAAGGAGUCAAUAAAUAUACACAAAAGUGGUUUUCCAAGAUGCUGUAGCUUUGUGGUUGAUGGGAAGGAGUACCCAACUGCCUAUGGGAAAAAUAAAAAGGAAGCUAAGGAGGAAGCAGCCAAGCUAGUAUAUCAGAGCUUGGGUGUAACAUAUAAAGAUCACAAACCGACAAAUUUCGUUGGACUUGUUCACAACUACUGUAAGAAGACAGGGCGAAUCAUUGAUAUUAUUGAAGUGAGAAGAUGUGGCCCACAACAUAACCCUGAGUUUUUCUACAAAUGUGUCAUCAACAAGAAGGAUUACCCUCAGGCUGUAGGUGGCACUAGCAAGGAAGCCAAACAAAAGGCAGCUCAGUUGGCCUGGUCUGCUCUUCAGGAACAGUCUGACUGGGACAGCAAGGUAUCCUACAGGUCAACCAUGUCUGAAGACAGUGUUUCAACAAUGCUGCCAUCCCCAGCAUCCACAGUGGAGGUCUUGUCAGAAGUCACAACAAGGAGUGAAAGUGAAUCAGUAUCAAUCACUGACCUAUCGAACUUGUUGGAGACUAAGAUGUCCCUCAUGUCAACUUCGUCUGUAGACACUCCACCAACCAGGCUGUCAACACCUUCACUGGAGUCUCUCGAAGCGUCUUCAAAAAGCAUGCCAACAAGUACGAGUGACUCCGUUAUCUUCACUGAUUCAUCACACCCUUCCAUGGAAAAGGACGCUAACAAAAACAAAAAUACAGACAACAGACCAAGUGACACAUCUGGCCAAUCACAGUUUACUUUAGACUUUGAUUGCAUUGAAUGUCUUGCUAAAGGAGGCUAUGGUCAUGUUUUCAAAGCAAGAGAUAAACUGGUGAAGAAGUAUUAUGCUGUAAAGAUUGUUCGCCACAAAGAAAAAGCUCUAAGAGAGGUUGGGGCAUUAUCAGACCUCAACCACUCUAACAUUGUUAGAUACUACAAGUGUUGGCUGGAGGAUUCAGAAUACCAGUGGGACAAUACAACUGACAGUUACAGUACUUCCCAGUCUAGUAGUAAUUCAUCACAAAAGUACCUCUAUAUUAUGAUGGAGUUAUGUGACGACAAAACACUUAAAGACUGGAUAACUGAGAAGAAUGAGAAAACUCUUGAAGAGUCUAUAAGAAGAGCAGAAAGUCUUCCCGUUAUGCAGCAAAUAGUCAGUGGAGUCGAGUGCAUUCACUCCCACAGACUCAUCCACAGGGACCUCAAGCCUACCAACAUCAUGUUUGGAAAAGAUGGAAAAGUGAAGAUUGGAGAUUUUGGUCUAGUUGCUACUGAGACUGAUGAUAAUGAUGAAAAUCAGAGUGAGAGAACAGAGAAAACAGGAACCAAGUCAUAUAUGGCUCCCGAACAGAGGACCAAAACAAGAUAUGGCUCCAAAGUGGACAUAUUUGCUCUGGGACUGAUAUAUUUUGAACUCCUUUGGAAAAUCUCUUCUGGGCAUGAAAGAGGGAAGAUUUUUACAGAUGUCAGAAAGCAAAUUCUCCCUGAAGAAUUUACACUGAAGUUUCCAGAAGAGAACCAGAUAAUCAUGUCAAUGCUGUGUCCGAGCCCAGAAAACCGACCUGAAGCAAGUACACUGAAGGCAGACCUGGAACAGUGGGCUCAAACAUUAAAUGCACAAAGAAUGCACCUAGAAAAUGUAACUGAUUGAUCAGCACUUACUAAGUGACAUAAAUACAUCUUUUGUUGUGUUUUUUUUUUUCAUGUCAUGUCUUUUUUCAUGUUUCAAUGUCUUUGAUGUACUGUUUUUUUAUGGCUAUAGCAGUUAUGUUCAGUCACUUUUUACAGAAAGUAGGAAUCAUGUUCUGUGGAAAUGUGAUUAACAUAUUUAAACUGAUGAAUUAUUACAGCCUUUGCUUUGUAAUAAAUAGACCGAUGUGGAAAAUAAAAUAACGACCAACCAGGGUGUAAUGGUCA